Dermacentor andersoni is the source of this 1263-nucleotide messenger RNA. NCBI's taxonomy places the organism in Eukaryota, Metazoa, Arthropoda, Arachnida, Ixodida, Ixodidae. The record is from RefSeq and is a predicted model, not a curated record.
AUGGCUUCGGACGGGCUGCCGUCGUCGUCGGGCUGGCGCCGGCGUCGUCACGCCGGCUGGGACGUUUCGGCGACCUUGGUCGCCGGUGGCACACACCUGUGUCUGUCCCUGUGCGUCCUGUCGUCCUGCCUGCCAGCCGGUCCCCUGUCAGCUCUGUCGCCGGUCCUCGCGGCGCCGUCGAACAUCAACGACAAACCGUCCGGCGGGAAACCACGCGCCGUCCUCGUUCAAAAAAGCGAUGGGCUGCAGAACGUCAUCGCAUACGCUAGCCGCUCCCUUUCCACGGCCGAGGCUAACUAUUCCACGACUGAGAGGGAGUGCCUUGCCAUCAUCUGGGCUACGUCGAAGUUCCGCCCCUACCUGUACGGACGACCGUUCAAGGUGGUCAGCGAUCACCACGCGCUGUGCUGGCUUGCAAAUUUAAAGGACCCCUCUGGCCGCCUCGCUCGAUGGAGUCUUCGCCUCCAGGAGUUUGACGUCACCGUGGUUUACAAGUCCGGACUCAAACACUCUGACGCCGAUUGCCUCUCACGAGCCCCUGUAGAUGCGCCGCCACCGGACGACGAUGAGGACGCCUUCCUGGGACCCAUCAGCUCCAGCUCUUUUGCCCAGCAGCAAAGCUCGGACCCUCACCUAAAAUGCCUCAUAGAGUACUUGGAAGGCAACGUUUCUUCGCCCCCUGCCUCAUUUAAGCGAGGACUGUCUUCCUUCUGUGUACAGAAUGAUGUCCUCAUGAAGAACUUCGCAGCGAACAAAACAGCCUACCUCCUUGUUACCUGGGACGUCAUCCUGCCAUUCGUCGUCUUCGCCUACAACACCGCAGUGCAGGAGACCACCCAGAUGACGCCUUUUAGGCUCGUCCACGGAAGGGAGGCCACGACCACGCUAGACGCCAUGCUGCCCAAUGUUACAGAAGAAGAGAACGUCGAUGUCGCCGCCUACCUUCAACGCGCAGAAGAAGCUCGAAGGCUUGCCCGAUUACGAAUCAAAGACCAGCAACGAACCGACACCAGACGCUACAACCUACGAAGACGCAACGCGGAAUACAAGCCAGGAGACCAAGUCUGGGUUUGGACGCCCAUUCGGCGCCGUGGAUUGAGUGAAAAGCUUUUGAGCCGCUAUUUCGGCCCAGACAAGGUUCUUCGUCGGCUAGGUGAACUGGAUUAUGAAGUCAUCCCUGACGCCAUGACUGCAUCCCAGCGACGCCGCGUACGACCAGAAGUUGUUCACGUCGUCCGCCUGAAGCCCUAUUAUACGCGCUAA